CUGGGAACUGUCAGUCGUGGCGGGAUUUGGUGUUUUGUUAUUGUUUAGCGAUCGGUCGUACGGAUGGAUAGAGCUUCGAAACGGCUGGAAAAUGGAAAGUGUGCUAGAUUUCAGCGUUAUUUGCCAUACCUGUUUAAGUGUAACGCCGAGUACGAUAUCGGUGAAGAGUACAGAUCUUAAGUACAAUGUCCCGCUCGCCACAAUGAUCAACAAAAUCAGCGCAUUCGAGCGCCAAGACAACCCGAGGCUUCCGGACAGAUUGUGUUUCGUGUGUGCGGAACAGCUCCGGAUCGCGUACGGCUUUCAGCAGAUGUGUGACGAUUCGUACCGGAUUCUUCUCAUCCAAUUGGAGAAACAACCGGAGCCAGUAGUACCAAAGGAAGAACCCGUCAUCAUCGACGUGGACGCGCUAGGGAUGUCUGAAACUGAGCAGGAUGAAAGCGAACAGAAAGAGAUUAAACAGCUUGAGACGAAGCAUAGUGUGGCGAAGCAGAAUGAGACGAAGCAAAUUGCGCCGAUACUGAGUGAGGUGGCGAAGCCGAUUGAGCCGAAACUGAGCGUGGUGGCGAAGCAGAUUGAGCCGAAACAGAAUGAGACGAAGCAGAUUGAGCCGAUACAGAGUGGGUCGAAACUGAAUGAGACGCGGCAAGAUGCGCCGAAACAGAUUGAGCCGAAACAGAUUGCGAUGGAACCGAUUGUGAUGGGGCAUGAUGUCAUAGAGCAGGAUGCCAUGGAGCAGGAUGCCAUGGAGCAGGAUUUCAUCGAGCAGGAUGCCAUGGAGCAGGAUGGCACGGAACAGUACGACACGGAGCAAUAUGACACGGAGCAGUACGACACGGAUCAGUACGACACAGAUCAGUACGACACGGAGCAAUACGACACGGAGCAAUACGACACCGAGCAGGAUGACACGGAGCAGGAUGACACGGAGCAGAAUGGCACGGAGCAGAAUGGCAUGGUACUCGAAAAUGGCUUUAUCUCGCCUAGCACCUCCACUGCACCAAUGAGCUCAAUGAGCAGCGAUGUACGAAAAUCAGAACUAAGCGAACUGUUGAACGAAGCCGAAUACCUCGAGGAAUAUCUCAUGGCCGAUCCCGAAGAGCCAACCGAAGAGCAGUUCCCUAAGCCAGCCCCGAUCGGCGGUGCCACUGUAGCGGAAGCGGAAGACAAUAACAAUGGCAUCGAGGACGAUCUCCAGUCCAUAGUCGUGCCCGGCGAGGAUGGAAUACGCGAAAUUCAGAACCAAUGCCACGUGUGCGGGCUCAUUCUGAGCAAGCUGGCGCAUCUGAAACGCCACAUGAAGGCGCACGCCGGAACCAAACCGUUCAAGUGCAACGUGUGCUCGAAGUCGUUCUCCCGUGCGGACAAUCUGCGGGCGCACCAAAGGAUGCACACGGCGGAGAAGAACUACAAGUGUCCGCUGUGCGACGAACGCUUCAAGCGUGUCGAUGCGGCCAAGGCGCACAUGGGCUCGGCGCAUCGCGACUUCGUGGAGGCCAACUACCACGUGUGCACGGUGUGUGACAACUUCUUCAAGACGGACGAGAAGCUGAUCGCGCACAUGGAGCUGCACAGGGGCGUCAACAGGCUGGUGUGUGACGUGUGCGGCAAGCAGUUCGUGGGCAUGAUGGCGUACGAGGCCCACCUGCAGCGGCACGCGGCCGAGUCGGAACAACCGACCACGUACUCCUGUGCGCACUGUGACAAGAAGUUUUCCAGCAAAGCGUACCUGUUGAUGCAUAUGCGCUACAUGAUGGCAAACAAAUGCUUGGAGUGCAAGUACUGUGGCAAAAAAUUUGCACGCCAGAGUGAUUUGAAGUCGCACGAAGAUUACCAUACCGGGAUCAAGCCCUUCACCUGCAAGACCUGCGGGAAGAGCUUCCAUCGUCAGUGUACGCUCGUCGUACACAUGCGAACGCACACGGGAGAAAAACCGUUCCAAUGUUCGUACUGUCCCAAAAGCUUCUACCAGAAGAACGACAUGCUGACGCACGAGCGGCGCCAUACGGGUGAGCGGUACCAGUGCGAAUUUUGUGAGCAAAAGUUUAUUCACCUGCACCUGCUGAAUUCGCAUCUGAAGGUAGUACACAACCAUGACGUGGAUUGCCGAAAGCGGGGUGUGAAGAAGUUUUUCGACGAACCCGGUCCGACGGUUUUUGCGGCGAAGGAACCGAAGCCCGAGUAGCAGUGGAGCGGUUGUGAGUUUAAGUUUUUCUUUGUAAAUUUUUAGAAAUACAUGUACAAUAAACUCUGA
Molecule: messenger RNA, 2254 nt
Organism: Anopheles gambiae (African malaria mosquito)
Lineage: Eukaryota; Metazoa; Arthropoda; Insecta; Diptera; Culicidae
Product: zinc finger protein 436
Exons: 3
Coding region: 92-2185 (697 amino acids)
Biological process (GO): regulation of transcription by RNA polymerase II
Cellular component (GO): nucleus
Molecular function (GO): RNA polymerase II transcription regulatory region sequence-specific DNA binding; zinc ion binding; DNA-binding transcription factor activity, RNA polymerase II-specific
Source: RefSeq, a predicted model, not a curated record